UGUUUCCAAGUGUAAAUUUUGCUCAAAUUUUGCGAGUCAAAAUUGUUCAGUUUAAGAACUGCCAAAAUCUAUGUGUACUGUAGUCACAUUUAGCACUGGUACACAGGUUGCAUGAACCAAAUACGUUACACACACCCGCGACAUCGAAAAUUUUGGUCUGCCGUUUUUGCAUUUCAACAAUCACGUUUUACAAUAAAAAAAUUAUUCAUUUCGUUAACCACAAUAAAAAAAAAAUGUUUCUUCUGGUACGAACAUCUUCACGGAAAACAAUGUUAUCGUUAUCGUUGUUUAUCAAACAAUACAAGUUUCAUCGUCACCAAUGUUUUUGUGUGCUAAAAAAAACGGAAAGCAAUAAUAAGAUAAAUAAUGCGCCAUCAACAACAAACGUUCGCAAAUUGGCUAUUUUUCUCAUUGUUUGUAACUUGACACUGGCAAAUGAUGAAGAUCGGGCGCCAAAUUGAAGACAUUUUUGUUGAUUUUGAUUGAAAGAAUAAUCGAUAGAUGUCAAUCAAUUUACUGGCAAUGAACGGAGAUAAGCCAGAUAAUAUUUCUCAGACCCAAUAAAAACUCAGCGACGUUCGAAACAUAUGCUGUCAGUUUCGGCCCCCCGAGAGUGAAGAUGGCUGAAAAGAAAAAGUAUAAUUACAUGGAAAAUGUCCUCACCGAAAUUAACAGAAAUUUUAUAUCACUCGAUGACAACGAAGUGAAAAGAAAUAACAAAAUUUUAGAGUCAAUUUUGUCAACAAUUAUUGACAAAAUGAAACAAAAGGAUCCACUUUUCAAAGACAUGUUCAGUCGCGUUUUCUACGGUGGAAGCUAUUAUGACGGCUUGCGGGUUGGUAAACCCGAAGAGUUCGACUUGGAUCUGUUGCUAAGUUUGCCGAAGUACGCCGAACCCGAGGUUACGACAAGUAACAUGCCUGGAUUUGUCCACGUGCAGCUGAAAAAAUACGAUGCUUGGAUAAGGCAACCUGAAGCGAUGCCUACGUAUAGAAAUUUUGGCUCGUUAUUUGACAAAGAUUAUUUUGCGGACACGCAAAAGGUGUUGGCUUGGAUGGAAGGAAUUGUUCAGAAAACAUUAAACGAAUUUCCGAAAAAAGGACCCAAAAGCGUUUUGACCACCCAGAAGGAUGGCAGUUUUGAGAUUAUCGUUCAAAAAAGUGGACCAGCCUUGACACUCAAAAUUUCUGGUUCUGGUAUUACCAUGGACGUUGAUCUCGUCCCAUGCUUCGUUUUUCGUGAAGACAAAUGGCCUAAAUCGGGAUUUAAACCCAAUCCUGUAAAAUCGAAACCUGAAUUUUUUAUUGUUCCGAAAAACCCUAAAACCACCAAUGGGACCCCAACCAGAUACUGGAGACUGUCGUUUCAAGAACAGGAACGAGUUUUAAUAGACAACAAACGCACUCUUAAACCAACAAUUAAAUUGUUGAAAAAAUUAAGAGAUAAUUUGCAGCAUAAGUCUAUUGCAAGCUACUAUAUUAAAACUGCAGUUUUACAUAUUUCCGACACCAAAUCUGAUGACUUCUGGACAAACUCGCUGAGUUAUACUUUUAUGACAGUAUUAAAGGAAUAUAUAAAUUUUAUUAAAAAUGGAAAAAUUCCUUAUUAUUGGAAUACAAACAACAAUCUAAUAGGAGGGCUUAAUCCCAGUACCUUACAAAAUAUGGUUAAUAGACUUAAUGCCAUGGUAACUGUCAUCGAAAAAAAACCAGAUGAUCCUUACACCAUCGCAAAGUAUUUACUGAACAACGAGGAACAAAUCAUUUUAGGUAUGGGCGGACUUGCACUAAAGUAAGUGUUUUUAUGGAUCGUUUGCUCUAUAUGCAAUAUGAAAAGUGGUGUGAAGCCAGUGUGGAACAAUGUACAAAUAAACUUUUAUUUAUUAUUUU
This is a messenger RNA of Zophobas morio, 1889 nucleotides long. Its product is annotated as cyclic GMP-AMP synthase-like receptor. The record is from RefSeq and is a predicted model, not a curated record. The transcript is spliced from 7 exons. NCBI's taxonomy places the organism in Eukaryota, Metazoa, Arthropoda, Insecta, Coleoptera, Tenebrionidae. The coding region runs from base 620 to 1795 and encodes 391 amino acids.